Chenopodium quinoa (quinoa) is the source of this 966-nucleotide messenger RNA. RefSeq lists its product as uncharacterized. The transcript has a single exon. The coding region runs from base 1 to 966 and encodes 321 amino acids. Gene Ontology annotation, biological process: proteolysis. The record is from RefSeq and is a predicted model, not a curated record. Gene Ontology annotation, molecular function: aspartic-type endopeptidase activity. Lineage: Eukaryota; Viridiplantae; Streptophyta; Magnoliopsida; Caryophyllales; Amaranthaceae.
AUGGAGCAUGUGGGAGAGCCAAGGAAGAACCCAGACUCUUUUCACGGGGGUGAAAAGAGGCACAAGCCUAAUGGAAAUUACCAAGGGAAUUUUGGAGAUAGGAGGGACAACAAGGGGAACUUUGGGAAGGGGAAUGGGGUACAGUCGUCCAACCAUAAAGGGAAUGGGAACCAAAGGGGUGAGAAACCCAAGAGGAAGUAUUUCUUCAAGAGGUGUGAGAAAGACCACCCAGGGAAGGACUGUGAGGGAAACCCGGUAACUUGUCGUUACUGUCAGAAGUUGGGACACCGUGAGUAUGAGUGUUUCAAGAAGGAAGCUGAUGUUAAGUCUGGGAAGGUGAAAGAGUCUAGUGCACCUAGUAAACCACCUCAGUCUAGUGGACCAACAACCAAGGCUGGAACCAGUAGCGGUGCGGGAGGUGCCCCAAAGGGUUGUGUGUUCGUGACGAAUAGUCGGCAGGCUGAGUCUGCUAAUGAUGUGGUAAUUGGUGUUUUCUUUAUAAGUUCUUCUCCUGUGAAAGUCUUGUUUGAUUCAGGGGCGUCGCAUUCUUUUAUUUCUAAGGAAGUAGUUGGGAGUCUCAGGUUAGAGAGUCCUGAGUCAGUUUCUCUAGAUGUGUCUAUUCCGUCUGGGGAAGUGAGGAGUUGUUUGAGAUUGUUUUUUAGUGUGCCUAUUUCCAUCUCUGGGGUUGAGUUUCUGGCUUAUUUGAUCGAGUUUGACUUGAAUGACUUUGAUGUGAUUCUGGGUAUGGAUUGGUUGGGAAAGUAUGAAGCAAAAAUUGAUUGUGCGGCUGAAAAGGUCACCUUGACUAGCCCAAGUAAGACCAAAGUGGUGUAUAAAAAGGAAGGUAAAAGCUCGGGGUUGAGAAUUAUGUCUGCAAUGCAACUACAGAAGCUGGUUAAGAAGGGUUGUCCUUUGUUUUUGUGUAGUGUUCAAGAGGUUGAAAGUGAGGAAAAGAAAGGUGAAUAG